GCACCUUUCAAAACACAUUGAGGAAAAUCGGGCAAGGAGAACGGCCGAUGUCGCAUUGUUUCUCUCCUAUAUGACAACAUUUCCACCACUGAAAAUUCUAUUAUUUUCUCCUCAACCUUUAAGGCGUUUUAGGUGAACGGUUGACAAAAUGAUGCCCAUGAGCACUCGGAAGAGAAAACUGUCCUCUGUGGAUUCGGACAGGAGUGAGAGGGAGGCAUCGCCCAUCAAGAGGAGCUCUCCCAGGAAGAAGCUGGAUACCAAUGGAUGUUUGAACAAAGAAAAUCACUCGUCGCCAAGGACCUCUCCUCGUAAAGCAGCAGGCUUUCCACUCAAGCAGGCAACGAUGACAAGCUCCUUCUACGGGACGAAAAAGAGCGUCUAUCUCACACCUCUAGAGAGGAAGGCAGUGAAGGAGUCACUUCCUCCUCCUCCUCCGGGCCAGGUCAAGAAAGCGGAGACGAAAAUCAAGAAGGCUGCAAAAGGCAAGCAGGCCAAGGCGGCGACAGCGUCGAGCAUCAGAAACUACGCAGAGUCCAACAAGACCAUCAGGCUGUCCAAGAUGAAUUGGAGCAGCAAUGCCAACCAGAAGGCGUCUGAGCCCAAGAAGGCCAUCACCAUGACCUUCAGCGGCAUGAAGAAGCCCAAAGCCAAGAUUUUGGUGGGCGCCGCCUUCUUCAGCACAGCCAAGAAGCCGUCAUCCCUGUACAAGAAGCUGUCCGCCGCAAAGGCCAAAGGCAAAGCUGCGGUCAAAGCAGACAAGUCAAUGAGUCAGGCGGCGGCGGCGGCCCGCCAGCCAGAGCGAAAGCAAACGCAGAAAAAUCCCGCCAAGACUGCCAUCCCGCCCGUGGACAAAAAAACAGAGCCGACCAGGAGAAAGUGUGACCCGGAAUUGGAAUUGUAUGAUUAUGAGAGCGACAUGCCGCCAGAGCAGCCGAGUUCCCCUCAAGCCGUGACCGCUAAUCACCAAAUCACAACGGAGCUAAAAAUUGUGCUGACAAGGGUGCCGAUUCCGACAUCUCGAAUCUCAUCCUUUGCUUUUCAGGGUGACGGCUCCGAGCCCGUUUGUGACCUCAGAGACCCAAUUCCCAAAAGUCCGACCUCGACGCCGCCCAAAGAAUCUCCGGCUGUGUAUCCCAUUUUCGGAUCCGCUACUAAACGUUCCAAGAGCUCCCCUGCUGACAAGACUCGGCCGUCAUCAUCCACCAAAGAGCGACCCACCCGCAGGAGGAAGGAGAAGCAUGACGACGACCAACUCAUCAUCGAUGCAGGCCAGAAGCAAUUUGGCGCCACCACCUGCGGCUCCUGCGGGAUGGUGUACAGCUCAGACAACCCAGAAGACAACUUCCAACAUGAGCAGUUCCACCAGUGCCUUCUGGACUCCAUCAAAUUUGUGGGUUGGAAGAAGGAGAGGGUGGUGGGCGAGUUCUGGGACGGCAAGAUCAUUCUGGUUAUGCCAGAUGAUCCCAAGUACGCCGUCAAAAAGGCGGAGGAGGUGCGACUCAUCGCGGACAACGAGUUGGGCUUCCAGCAGGCGACGCUGAGCAGACCCUCGCAGGCUAAGACUUACUUGUUUGUCAACAACGAUCGGAUGGUGGUGGGCUGCCUGGUGGCAGAAUCCAUACGGCAGGCCUUCAAAGUCCUGGAGCAGCCGGAUCAGAUCAAGGACAUGACCAAAGACGACUUCAUGGACCGGCACCGGGCGUGGUGCUGCUCCACCGUGCCAGAGAAGGCGCUUUGCGGCAUCAGUCGCGUGUGGGUCUUCAGCCUGGCCCGGCGCCAGGGCGUCGCCCGCCGCAUGUUGGACACGGUCAGGAGCACCUUCAUGUACGGCAGUCACCUGACAAAGGAGGAAAUCGCCUUCUCCGACCCGACGCCGGACGGCAAACAGUUUGCGACGGCGUACUGCGGCACGCCCACCUUCCUUGUCUACAACUUCAUCGCUUGAAUUGAUCGCACGGGUCCAAGCGAUCGUUGCGCUGCCUGGGAAUGACUCUGACUUUGGUUUAGAUAGAGUCAAUUUGAUUAGUAUUGAGAGUUUUUUUUCUCAGCUCAGGGCAGUGUUGUAAAUUUGCUGUAGUUUUAUUGCAGAUGUUUACAUGGAAAUAACUUCUCGUUGAUGUUUUUAUUUGUCUGAAAUAUAUUUUUUUU
This is a messenger RNA of Hippocampus comes (tiger tail seahorse), 2148 nucleotides long. It is a transcript of the gene esco2, whose product is annotated as establishment of sister chromatid cohesion N-acetyltransferase 2. Gene Ontology annotation, molecular function: protein-lysine-acetyltransferase activity. The record is from RefSeq and is a predicted model, not a curated record. The coding region runs from base 149 to 1945 and encodes 598 amino acids. Gene Ontology annotation, cellular component: chromatin; nucleus. Gene Ontology annotation, biological process: mitotic sister chromatid cohesion. The transcript has 16 exons. NCBI's taxonomy places the organism in Eukaryota, Metazoa, Chordata, Actinopteri, Syngnathiformes, Syngnathidae.